This is a messenger RNA of Salvelinus fontinalis (brook trout), 3988 nucleotides long. RefSeq names its product calpain 10 (gene capn10). Gene Ontology annotation, cellular component: cytoplasm. The record is from RefSeq and is a predicted model, not a curated record. The coding region runs from base 1503 to 3530 and encodes 675 amino acids. The transcript has 14 exons. Gene Ontology annotation, molecular function: calcium-dependent cysteine-type endopeptidase activity. Gene Ontology annotation, biological process: proteolysis. NCBI's taxonomy places the organism in Eukaryota, Metazoa, Chordata, Actinopteri, Salmoniformes, Salmonidae.
AUUGUAUUAUGCACUCUUAUGGUAACAAUGUGUGAUUUCAGCGUUUCAAGUAGAUGCUAUCAUUGUCUAAUAACGAUGUAAUAACGUAGUUAGCUAACAUGCCUAGUUUACUAACGUUAGCUAGCUAGCUGGUUUGCUAAAGCUAACUAACGUUAGCUAGCUAGCCAUCAUCCACAUUAUUUUAAAAACGCUGACUGCAGUGCAUAGAACGAUGCACGACUUUGGCAAGUAGCUAGCUAGAUCUCUCACUCUGAGGCUGUAAACCAGGGUUCUUUAAUGACUAGUCUGAUACGCGUGCCAUUGUGUUUGUUCUCUAUUGUUUCUGCAUGGGAUUACCUUUAUAGCUAGCCUACUACCAAAGAUGUUUAUAACCAACCCAAGAUAGACCAGAGCCUGUCGUUUCCCAUGGGAGCAGAUUAAUCAUAGUAGUGGGCAGAACAAACAAGGAGGUGGGCAGAGCCAAGCGUGAGCUAGUGAGAUCCUAUUGGCGCGUUCAAUCAUUUAUUUGCAUAUAUCCGCUAGGGAACGCCUCACCUGUGAAAUGCGUGUGUGCACACACUUAAUUCGACCUUGCACUCCUAAACAACGCAAUAAAAAACAUAACUAAACUUUGGCAAAGUGCCAAGUCUAUAAAACGUAGUGCACUGUGUUGGUAACAUAUUUGUAGUUUUGGGAAAAAAUAUUGAGAAGAUGUUUCAUCCUUGAGAAAAUGUGCAGAAUGUCGGCCAGUUUCACCUAGUUCUAUCCUCUUCCAAUACCCGCGACUGGACUGCCUCCCACUACCAUAUUCGGUGGUUAGAAAACGUUCUGAACGAUGCUUCAUCUUUAUAGCCCCUGUGACGUGUCUCGGUUUCCCCUUUGUCUGCGCUUGCACUCCUAAACAACGCAAAACUGUGUGGCCACUGGGCUUCCUCCCGUCACCGUAUUUGGUAUUGAGUGGAAACGCCAACUGAAUGAUUCACAUUUAAUACAUCCGGUGAAAUAUCUGUCUCUUUGUUCUAUCUGUGUUACUACUGUUCUCUUGAGACAAACUCCACUCUGUUGAUCUACGUGCGUGCGUACACGUGUGAUUUUUGGAGUAGCAGCAGGGUUGCCAGGUCGAAAAAUAAUUAAUCAAAUCAAAUUUUAUUUGUCACAUACACAUGGUUAGCAGAUGUCAAUGCGAGUGUAGCGAAAUGCUUGUGCUUCUAGUUCCGACAAUGCAGUAAUAACCAACAAGUAAUCUAACCUAACAAUUCCACAACUACUACCUUAUACACACAAGUGUAAAGGGAUAAAGAAUAUGUAAAUCAAGAUAUAUGAAUGAGUGAUGGUACAGAACGGCAUAGGCAAGAUGGAAGGAUUCGCAUUAUGAAUGGGCAGCUUGCUGUCACUGUCCUUCCGGGAGAGAUUUGACAGGACAAUAUUCAGAAUGGUGGGGUCAUGAAAAACCCAGCUCCUUGGUUGUGGAGUAGAGGAGAAGUAGUGCAUCGUGGGUGAUUCCCGGACAAGACAGGGAGGCAAUGGAGGAAGAUGAGCGGGCUGUAGAAUACAAGGGUCUGUUUGAGGACCCUGCCUUCAUCUGUGAGGACUCCUCCCUGUUCUCAGACUACUCCACCCCUAUCGCCAGGUUCCAGGAUGACAUCACAUGGCUCCGGCCACAGGAGAUCUGCCCGUCUCCUGCACUCUUCCCUGACAACACCAAUGACGGCCAUGCAAAGCAAGGCCUCCUGGGAGACUGCUGGUUCCUCUGUGCCUGCACAAUCUUACUGAAGUACCAGCAUUUGAUGAACAAAGUGGUACCCCCUGCCCAGCCCCAGUGGGGGGAGAGGGGGUACCGGGGCUCCUUCCUCUUCCGUCUCUGGCAGCAUGGCUGCUGGACAGAGGUAACCGUUGACGACCGGCUGCCCUGCCUCAGCGGCAAGCUCUGCUUCUCGCGCUGCCAAUCCCCCACUGCUUUUUGGGUUGCUCUGCUGGAGAAGGCCUACGCCAAGCUGCAGGGGUCAUAUGAGCGCCUAUGGGCAGGGCAGGUCUCUGAGGCCCUGGUAGACCUGACAGGGGGGCUGGCGGAGCGCUGGAGCCUGGGGGAUUGUGGGACAGAGGAGGACCAGGGUCGGGGGUCAUCUGACAGUGACUUGGUCAGGAGGAGGAGGCUGGAUCUGGACCUGUUGCAUGCGGUCAGAGAGGGCUGUUCAGUCAGCUGCUCUGUACACAGCGCCCCCGGAGGUGCCAGUGAGUUGGGGCAGUUCCAUGCCCUGAGUGUGAUGGAGUGGGUGGACGUGAGGACGGUGGAACGUGGAGGAGUACGUCUAAUCAGGAUCAGAAACCCCUGGGGCAGACGCUGCUGGGAGGGAGCAUGGAGAGAGAGUGGAGAAGGCUGGAACUCUCUGGACCCGGCCUGUACUCUGAACUUGCUGAGCCGGGCCCAGGAGGCAGAGUUCUGGGUGGACGAGACUGAAUUCCUGUUGCAGUUUGAUGAUGUCACAGUGGGGUAUCCUAUCAAUGAGGAGGGACACCUGCAGAGCAUCUAUUCUGCCCCUAUCUGUCCAAUAGGAGAGCUGCUGACUCACAGCCACCAGACUGGCGAUCGCUGGGUCAAAGGUCACUCAGCAGGUGGUUGCCGUAACAACAGUAGCUUUGGCAGCAACCCUCAGUUCUGGCUGCGGGUGUUUGAGAGGGGAGAGGUGCUGGUGUCUCUGCUACAGCACAGAAGGUAUAGCAGGAACACAGGACGUCACUACACACAGUCACCAGAAGAGGGCAGAAGCACCACACGACACCAGCACUACCAGGCCAUCGCUUUGCACAUGUGGAAGGUAGAGAAGAAGUGUUUGAACCUGUCUGGGACUCUGAACAGCCCUCCCUGUGCCUCCACACACUGCCACGCCUACGAGCGCGAGGUGGUGCUACACACACACCUGGACCCUGGCUGCCACCUGCUCAUCCCCAGUACCUUCCUCCAGGGGGGCGAGGGGAGCUUCCUGCUCAGGGUCUUCUCCUCUUCCCCCACCUCACUCAGUGCUGUGAAGACCCCGGGGCCCUCUUUGCCAUUGGUAACAGAGGGGGAGUGGGAGACAAGCUACUUACGGGGCGCAUGGGUCACGGGGUCAUCGGCCGGGGGGAGCAGGAACUUCCUGUCUCACUGGCAGAACCCUAGGUUCCCGGUCACCAUGGGUGACAACUUAGCGGGGUCAACAGGGGUCAAUGUUAGGGUCACCCUUCACCAGAACUGCCCUGACACUGAUCUCCAGGCCAUCGGCUUUCACCUGUACAAGGCUCCAGAGGGACAGGAGCAGGCCGAGUCGCCAGUACCCAGGGAGGAGGAACCGGUGGCCAGCUGCAUUCCUCACUGCUACACCCAGGCUGUCAGUCUGGCCUGCUGCCUUCCUCCAGGGGCCUAUGUCAUAGUGCCCUCCACCUACCAGCCUGACUCCCCAGGCCAGUUCACCCUCACUGUGGCUCGCAAAAUACACAGGAGAGUUGUGAAGAGUCAGGAACGUCUGGGGAGAGCCAUUCAAGAGGUCUCUCACAUAUCUGUGAUGCGUAGUUAGCUCUGGGAGCUGUGCUGCCGCUCUGCUGACGUGGGCUCACAUCACUUCGGCCCUUGGCCACAGAUGAAAGGAGCGGGUCUACCCCCUCCUCCCCAUGCCGAACACUGUGUGUGUUUGUGUGCGCACGCACGGCCUGGGCUCAGGGCCUUUAUCCCCAGCCUGGCGAGGCUCAGGGAGCCGACCGGCAUCUCUUCUUUCCGUCUCUCUCUCUCUCUCUCUCUCUCUCCCUUUCUCUCUCUCCCGGCUGCGAUUAGCACAUCACAGGUUGUCGUUGGGCCAGGCGCUAAUGGGAGCUGACGGGGCUGGCCGGUGUAAACAAACAGCCGCCAUUGAAGAGGCCCGCUCACUAUGCUCACUCGCUGGCCCGUCGGCCUGGGACAAAGGGCCCACUCAUGGAGCUCCUUGCUGGGGCAGAGAGGGCAGAAGCAAGGGGUCGGACCUCACCACACUGCAGUGCA